This is a messenger RNA of Phialemonium atrogriseum, 5534 nucleotides long. Its product is annotated as nucleoporin Nup186/Nup192/Nup205. Gene Ontology annotation, molecular function: structural constituent of nuclear pore. Lineage: Eukaryota; Fungi; Ascomycota; Sordariomycetes; Cephalothecales; Cephalothecaceae. Bases 165 to 5306 code for a protein of 1713 amino acids. Gene Ontology annotation, biological process: nuclear pore organization. The record is from RefSeq and is a predicted model, not a curated record. Gene Ontology annotation, cellular component: nuclear pore; nuclear pore inner ring. The transcript has 3 exons.
CGCGUCUGAAGUCCUCAACAGCGACCAAAAACUCGCAUAGCUGCCUUGUCUCUAGAGCUGCCGCCAGCCCUCCAACGUUCCACAUCACUCCCCAGCCUCGCAUAUAUGCGGCACAGCAUCAGUUGCAGCUCUCCCACGAUGCGCUGAGGUUUUCAUCGCCGACCAUGUCCGAACCUGGCACGCUGGAGUCGCUCGAGGCUCUACAUAAGGAGCUCCUCCCGGCCUCCGAAUACCGCUUUGAAAAUGUCCAGUUCCUUGAGCGGUCCCUGCUUGCGCAUGCCGAUGCUUUUAGAAAACUUCUUGAUAAGCCCGCGAGAGACUCGAAACACCGGGCUGCCGUACAAUCAGGGAAGAUAACUGUGGCAGAUGAGGAGUACUCGAUCAACCAAGACUUUGUGGACAGCACAUUGAAGGUCGCGGAUGAGGUGGACCUAGACGAAAUCGAGACUGCCAAACUCCUCCUCGAAGCACAGGGAACCACGGAACUCCUCGGCCAUUCGUUGUUCGAGCGCGGCAUCAUACGGUUCCACCAGCAACGAAAGUACCUGCUGGAUUGCAUGCGACUGUGCAUCCAACUGGCAAAUGACGUCGAGCUCGAACCCGAAGUCCAAGACUUCUUUGGAGUCUUCGUCACAGAGAACAUCUAUGGCGCUGCGGUUCCUGGCGGCCAGGCACCCAGCGCGGAAAAGAAGAUCGUUCCGAGAUGCAUGGCGGCUCUGCAAGACAUUAGGGUAUGGCUGCAGAGGAUCACGGAGAAGGUGGCCACAACAAAUCUCAUGUAUCAAACCCAGCCAGCCGUCCCCCCCGAGUUCCAAGAAGCAAUCGAAUUCUCCCGCGUUAGUCUUGUUCAACAGCACGAACUGCUAGCCGUGAUAAUGUGCUCUGCGAUAGAAAAACACGAGGCCGGCGUAAAGGACUUCGAGGGCUUCUUCGAGGGGGUCAAGAGGAUUGACAGAUAUGACCAUUUACUCGUCCAUCUAUUUCCCGCCCUUGGCACCUUUAUCAGUGUGUUUGGGUCGACAGAGGGCGUUGGCGAUCUCGGACAGGCUCGCACGCUGAACAAGCUCAUCUGCAAGGAUGAUGGAUCCUGGUCGCUCGUAUACCUCGGUGCAGCCGUACGAGCUUGGUGGAUUGCCGAGUACAGUGGAUGGUACCUCGACGACCCGAUCGGCUCCCCUGUGCAAGGGGUUGACCUGGACGAGGAGGACAUGGAACGAUCAAAGCAAUUCAUGGAAUCCCUGAAGUACGGGGCAUUCGAUUUUAUGCUUUCCGUCGCUGCUGAUUGCAAAGCCCCUGACUGGCAAGAUCCUGCCCGCUCCGGCAUGCGACAAUGGCUGCAGCGCAAGUCACCCCCUCUGGCAUCGGAUCCUGUUCCAUUCUCCGAGUUCUUCCAGAAAAGACUCAUGGUCCAGCUCGAAGUCUUCAUCGACGCGUUCAUAUCGAAUCUUCCGGACGUCUUGCGGAAACUGCGGGUGGAAGAGGAUGAACAGCGGCAGCUUAGCCAAACCCACGAACAGGACUUGGAUUUGGAGAGGUUCCUCAUCAUUAUUGCCUACUCGUACGAGGGCAGGCCGGAUUCUGCCGAUGCCUUCUGGUCUGAUCCCGACAGCAAUCUAGCAGGAUUCUUGCACUGGGCAUCCAGGAGAGCCUCCACACCCCUCGUGAGCGCCUUCUGUGACAUGCUCCAGGCUCUCUCAGAUGACGAGGAGUGUGCAACUGCAGCGCACGAGUUCCUUCUGGAUGAGGGCCAUCACUCGUCGGGGAAGAUGAGACGCACUCAGUCUCUCACCUGGGGUCAGAUCUUCAAGGAGCUGGUCUUUUUCACGAACAAAAUCCGCGAGCGUCCAAGUCCUACGCAGUCCAACGUUUAUCGUGGAGGGAAGCCUACCAGCGAACAGGCAGAGACAGAGCCCGAGUCGGCCAUGAUGCUCGAGUGCUAUCUGCGGCUGAUGACGAAGCUCUCGGCAAAGAGCGAAACUGCGAGGCAGAUGUUGUUGCGCGACCCUAAUUUCAACCUGGUCGAGGUCCUGUACCAGCUUGCCAGCAGCACGAUACCUGCCCGCCUCAGGGCCUGCGUGUUCUACACGCUCCAGGCCUUGCUUGCUCGUAUGACCCCGGAGGAGGGCCAGAUCAUGUGGCGGUGUGUUGAUUCCUGGAUAACCGGAGGCUAUGCCGUGCAGCCGAGCGCUCACAAGAGCAGCAACCUCGGGCUGAACCAGAGCAGCCCUAAGUUGCAUAUGGAAGCCAUCUUCCAGGAGAUCGGUGAAGGCUUUGAAGAGCCGAAUGCCUUCACUCAGUUGCUGAUAACCCUCACCACACCGGUCGAGGGAUGCGAUCCGCUGAAUGACACGCUGCCCUUCCCCGAGGACCUGGGUUCCUCGCUUCGGGCCCCUGGCAUCGAGCUGUAUGUCGACUACGUGCUCGGACACGUCUUCGGGAAUAGGUCCAAAGACAUACAGGAUACGGCCCAGCUUAGAACGCUGCGGCUCAGUUGUCUGGAUUUUGCCCUGAAUUGCCUGUUGACGUUCAACGAGGACUUGAUCAUCAUCGGCAACGAGAGCAAUAUCGCCAUUGACACAGCAAUAUCGACCACCGAUCUGGCCACAUAUGUCCGCCUUCAUCCCUUCGGCCGUGUCAUGGAAUGGAUGUUCAACGAUAAGGUCAUGGAAGCCCUCUUCAGCACAAUCCACCAGAACCCGGCCGAAGUAGGGAAGUCGGCCCCGGACUCUACGCUCAUACUCGGAAUCCUUCGAAGCGUGGAAGUUAUAACUAGAGUCCUCGAGCUGCAAACCACAUACCUCGAUCUUGUGCGGCCCAUCAUCAAGCUACAGGCCGGGCAAGAACGGCAGCCCGUUGCUAACGCGGCCUAUGCCUCCUUCGAGGAUGCCUUGAUGAAUCACCUGGGACUCGUGGUUGACUUGGGCCGGUUUUGCGGCAUUGGCUAUCCGUCCCUGACUCUUGCCUGCUUGAAGCUACUGGAGAAGAUCUUAACAUCCCCGAAGAUCAUCGCCGCUUGGAAUCCCGAGUCUCGGCGGCAUGGCCAUCGAAAUAAAGCUAUCAUAGCUCUCGAAUCCGAAGGCGUAGCAGAGGCCAUGGCGCAUUCUCUUUCGUCCGAGCUGGGGAUGACGAUUGACUUUGUCCGCGGAGCGGACACGCCGAACUACAUGGUAAAGAUUUUCAUCCUCGACUUCCUCUAUGAAUGUCUCAAAGCCAGCCCCGAUCAGCCUUUCAUCGUGCAUCUUCUCGGCUUUCAAGGCGGAGCCAGUGGACUCACCGUCGACCCCGAGAGUGCGUUUGGCUUACAAGAAUCCUUAUUCCACGUUCUUGUCAACCUGGUGAUCGAAGUGCCCUACUUGGAAAAUGAAGAAGACGGAAUCCGGGGUUGGUUGGUUGCGCUAAAGUCAAAAGCGUUACGCAUCCUCCAGAUUCUAUGGAAUUCCCCCCUUUCCUCGGCCAUUGUUAUGGACGAGCUGAGGCCGCUCAAGUUUCCUUUCCAUCUGCUCCUCGGCAAGGUUUUGAUACAGCCACAUCUGAGAUGGGACGGCCAGGAGUCGGGCAGUGCCGCGUUUCUCCUCGCCGACUCCUCCCUGGCCUAUCUCGACUUCCUCUCGAUAAGAACAAUGGCCUUUGAAUACAUAGGCAUGGAACUAUGUAGCGUAUCUCAGAGCCGAAUGCCCACCUUCAAGCGGGAGCUCUUGGGUGCCCUUCUCGCCGGACAGGUCAAGGGAGACGAAAACGAACCCAUUGGAACGCCUAACGCGUUCGAUUUAUACGACUUCAUGGACAUGGACGGCCAAUGGGAAAUCCCGCCGCCCGAAUUCACCUAUCUCAAAGAUCUUGACCUGAGGGCUUGCGUGGAAGAGUCGGAUCACAUUGUGCUAUACGAUAUCGCCAAAGUUCGAGAGGUCCUACUGCUGAAGCAGAAUGAGUCGAGGAACGCCGGCCUGGUGGUCUCCGAAAGCGACCUGGCGGCUAUGGAAAAGGAAGAAGCUUUGCUAUUGGAGUAUCUCGUAUACUCUAAUCGUGUCAAGGUAAUCGCCGCUCGAAGGCGGAAGGCCCUCCAGGCCUGGACAAGGCUGGUAUUGGUCAUGGUUGAGACGAAUGACUUCAAGGGCACAGACAAGGCCUCGUUUCUUCAGCAAGCCCUCCAAACCAUCCUGCCGAGUCUAGACACUUUGAGCGCGGACGGCCAUCCAGAAGCACUCGAGUUGGCGAAGCUUGCCAAUGUCCUUCUCUUCAAGACUGACUUCUCUCUCGAGGGCGGGCCCUCUAGCCCCGACAAGGGGGCCCUAGCCAAAGGCACACCUAUCAGCGACAAGUUGUUCCAGUUGUUCCAGAUAUGCCUGAGCGCCAUUGGAAGGUGGGCAGGCGAUGCCGAACUGAGGUUGGUAUACUACAGCAUCUGCUACCGAUAUCUCACGGGGGUCGUCAACCGCGGCGAGGCCUUCCGUCCGGACCGGCAGAAGGCGAUGAAGGCGAUCCAGGUCUACGGCGAGAAGCUCCUCAAUGUCAUUUGCGACGAUGCGUUCGGCGGCGACACGGGCUGCCAAACAGCAGCCAUGAUUCUGCUGGGGGCACUGGUGAAUCUAGAGAGGAGCGAGGACGGUACGGGUGUUGUCGAGACGCUGAACCGGCUGAACUUUAUUGGAAUCCUGGUCGACAGCCUCAAAACGCUCCUCCACGAGUGGCUGGAGAUAAUCAAGACAGGCAACACCCCGGCAGAGCACUACACCAACGCCAAGCUGUCGCUCCUCCUGCAGCUCUGCCAGAGCCGGCCGGGGGCCAAGCACGUGCUGCACGCCAACCUUUUCCGCGCCGUCGAGCUGUCGCGCCUGUUCGCCGUCGACCCGGAGCUGGAGAUGGACCCAGCCGACGCGGCCGCGCUGGGGCGGCACUACGGCCUCCUCGUCCGCGUCGCCCGCGUCGUCGCCGCCGCCGUCCUCGGCAGGGGCAGCCACAGCGUGCCGCAGGGCCGCCGCUUCCUCACCCAGCACAGGCCCCUGGUCGUGCACACCCUCAAGCGCAGCGCGGGGAUAGGGACCCCGCAGCCGCCGCCCAACUCCACCGCCACCACCGCCACCACCGCCGCCGCUGCCCAGGUGCGAGCCGAGCUGGAGGAUCGCACUGAGGAGCUUGCGGAGGCAUUUAUGGCUCUCAUCACCGCGACUGGGUUCUUGGAGGUGAGUUUUUUUUGGUUUUAUUUUUUCCCCCUCCCUUCCUUCCCCUUCCCCUCACUUUCCUUUCUCCCCUCUCCCUCCUUUUUCAUUACCCCCCUGUCACUUCUUGACCCAUAUAUCUGGACCUGAGGCCGAGUCUAACCUGCGACUCGGCGUGUAGUUCGAAUUAGAACAGACACCCUCCGAGAAGCCGAGGGGAACGCCGACUCUGUUCCACUGAAGGGGUAUCACGGAGAGACUGGAACAAAAAGGGUAUUUUUCUCGAGCAGGCCGACGAUGCUCAUGUCUUGUUGCGGAGGGUGCUGAGUGAGGAGUUUCUGGCGCACCCAUCCUGGCUCAGGGGGAGUGGUGGGAUAG